GGGGGUAAAUAAAUACAUGAUUUAUGAAUGAAACUAGUUGUGAUUUUUAGGGGUGAGUCUGCAAGUGCACAACUGAUGUCUUGGCAGUUUCAAUUAGAACUUGCACAUUCUGUUCUCACUGAGCUCUCAACUACUGAUAGAUUCCGUGCAUCACAGAAGGCCAUAUUUGAAUUAAUGAAAGAAUUUACAGUGUUAUUAAAAAACGAUGAAAACACGAAAAAGCAAUUCAGCAAAGGCAACGUUGAAUUAUGUUUUACGCUAGAAAAGGACACUAAACUGGAUAAUCAACCUUUAGCACCGAAACUAUCCAAUAAAGAAAAGAACUGUUCAACCUGCGGAAAGUCAUUCUCGCGCCCUCAAGAUCUCAAACGUCACUUGCGGACACAUAAUAAGACUUCCGCUUAUUUAUGCGAAGAAUGUGGUAAGAGUUACCGAAGUCUUGAUGGACUGAGUUACCAUAAGGCCUUGAAUCACCGUGAGAGUAACGAUUCAUCAGAGUCUUUAUUGAAGUGUUCAAAAUGCAACAAAUCCUUUACUAACCAGAUCCAGUUGAACGUUCAUUUGAAAAACAGUCAUCAUAGAGCAAAGUCAGUAUAUACCUGUGAAAUUUGUAUUCCAACAGCAACUUUCGAACGCAAAGAUGUAUUUAAAAAUCACGUAGUAUUGCACGAACGAGUCAAACCUUUCGCAUGCCGAAUUUGUGAUAAAAAUUUCUCCAGUCGCUCAAACCUACAAUCCCACGCGCGAACUCAUGAUGCUUCAGUUGCUCUCCAGUGUCCAAAUUGCUCGAAGAAAUUUAGUUCAAAGAAAAAGUUGGAUUCACAUAUUCCUGAAUGUAUUGCGCGGAAAUCUUGUCCUUCUUGCAAAUUUGUUUGUCAAAGCGAAGAAGAGAUGACUGAACACACAAAGAAAGAGCAUCCAGCAGAUUAUGCAAUACAUGAAGUCUUUGGUCACGCCCUCGAAGAAUUGAGCUAACCGCAUCUCAAAUGCUCAAUUUUAUGUUCAAUAAAUUAAAUUAUUGAAAUUCUGUCGUGAAAAUACAAAAGCAAACAAAACGUCA
Molecule: messenger RNA, 1060 nt
Organism: Daphnia pulex (common water flea)
Lineage: Eukaryota; Metazoa; Arthropoda; Branchiopoda; Diplostraca; Daphniidae
Product: gastrula zinc finger protein XlCGF7.1-like
Exons: 3
Coding region: 28-975 (315 amino acids)
Biological process (GO): regulation of transcription by RNA polymerase II
Cellular component (GO): chromosome
Molecular function (GO): chromatin insulator sequence binding
Source: RefSeq, a predicted model, not a curated record